Molecule: messenger RNA, 2053 nt
Organism: Panicum virgatum (switchgrass)
Lineage: Eukaryota; Viridiplantae; Streptophyta; Magnoliopsida; Poales; Poaceae
Product: 60S ribosomal protein L18-3-like
Exons: 6
Coding region: 1236-1799 (187 amino acids)
Biological process (GO): translation
Cellular component (GO): ribosome; cytosolic large ribosomal subunit
Molecular function (GO): RNA binding; structural constituent of ribosome
Source: RefSeq, a predicted model, not a curated record
UACCAUAUAAACACGCAUGCGCUCUCAUAACUGAAGAACCAAUAUACAGCUCGAUCGAAGCGCUCAUCAGGACCCAGGUGCGCGCAGUGAGACUGAACAGCCAGCGCCGAUACCCAUGAUGGCCAUGGCGUCGAAAGGGGGAAUCCUGCUGGUGAUCGGGGUCGCCAUAGCGAGCGUGCUCGCCUCUGGCGCGCCGCCUGUCCAGCCGCCGCGUAUCCCAGCCGACCUCGUCGUGAUGGGCUUCGUGCCCUGCAACAAUGGCACGUCCAUGAGAACGGGCUCUGCUCCAGGGUUCGCAGGCGCGGUGGUGCAGCUGCGGUGCACGGACGCCGCUGCCGACCUGGCGGCGAACGCGACGGCGGACGGCAAGGGGAGAUUCCGCAUGGCGGUGAACACGACGGUGGCGCUGUCGAGCGUGGCCGGACACUGCGAGCUCGUGGUGGGCACCCCGCUGGCCUCCUGCAACGCGACGCUCCCAGCGUCCGGGACGCUCCGCUCCGGCCUCCGGCUCCUCGUCAGCAUCGUCUUCUUCCCCCGGGGCUUCUCCUACGUCGCGCCGUCUGCUUAGGUUGGUCCACUUCGGGUGGGUGUUGUGCUGUUGUGUCGUCACCCUCACCCAAAACGAUUUCCAUAUACGUGGGCCAAUCUCCUUCACAAAAAAUAUAUACUCCCUCCGUUCUAAAUUACAGGUCGUUUGAUUUUUUCAACUCAAGUUAGUUUAACCACUCGUCUUAUUCAAAAAUUUAUGCAAAACAUCAUUUUCUUUUGCCGUGGCUUGCUUUAUGAAUACAAGUUUUUCAAAAAUGACUUAAAUUUGACUAUGUUUGCGCAAAUUAUUUAAUAAGACAAGCGGUCAAAUUUGAUAUCAAAAAAGUCAAACGACCUGCAAUUUGGAACGAAGGGAGUAUAUGCGUGUGUGUGUGGGGGGGGGCAUAUAGAGUGGUCAAGGCCACACUGAAGUACAAUAUAGUAUAUGUGAGUCUGUAAAUAUGUAAAGCAUCAUGUAUGCAUGCUCAAUUGCUCGUGCUAAAUUGUAAUGAUAAUAAAAAAUAGAUAAUUUCCAGAGAUUGGGCCUAAUCAACAUGCAUAUCGUGGAUGGGCUGGGCCAGCCCGCCUACGAUACACUUCAGCCCCCCGUAUUUAAGAUUCACGCUCCCAUCCCGCACUAGAACCCUAGCUCCCGUCGCCGCCGCCGCCGCCGCCGCCGUCACCGCCGCCGCCGCGGUCACACAACAAUGGGUAUCGACCUCGUCGCCGGCGGCCGCAACAAGAAGACUAAGCGCACAGCGCCUAAGUCCGACGAUGUCUACCUCAAGCUCCUCGUCAAGCUCUACCGCUUCCUGGUUCGAAGGACAAAGAGCAACUUUAACGCCGUGAUCCUCAAGCGGCUGUUCAUGAGCAAGACCAACCAACCUCCGCUCUCGAUGCGCCGCCUAGUCAAGUUCAUGGAGGGCAAGGGUGACCAGAUCGCUGUGAUCGUGGGCACCGUCACCGACGACAAGAGGAUCACUGAGGUGCCGGCGAUGAAGGUGUGCGCGCUCAGGUUCACCGAGACGGCGAGGGCCAGGAUCAUCAAUGCCUGUGGCGAGUGCCUCACCUUCGACCAACUUGCACUCCGUGCACCGCUCGGACAAAACACGGUCCUCCUGAGGGGUCCUAAGAAUGCGAGGGAAGCUGUUAAGCACUUUGGCCCUGCGCCUGGAGUCCCACACAGCCACACCAAGCCUUAUGUUCGCUCAAAGGGACGGAAAUUUGAGAAGGCGAGAGGGAGGAGGAACAGCAGGGGCUUCAAGGUCUAAGUGGCGGAUAUCAGCCAAUUACGAGUAUGCUUUCUCAUAUCAUUAUGGGUUAUAAGCAUGUGGAGGUCCUACCAGUUCGGGCUUCAUGAAGAAGUAGCCUUUUGCAUUGUUCAUUGAUGAUCUCAAAACCGUCAGCUGUCUUGGCAAAGUUUGUUGAUAUGAACUCAGCGUGGAUCGUAGUUGCACAGUACGGAUACCGGCUUGCAAAAGAAAAGGUAUAAUGAAAUCCAUGGCAAUUUAUUAUUCGUGGAGAA